Molecule: messenger RNA, 1339 nt
Organism: Elephantulus edwardii (Cape elephant shrew)
Lineage: Eukaryota; Metazoa; Chordata; Mammalia; Macroscelidea; Macroscelididae
Gene: HDAC3
Product: histone deacetylase 3
Exons: 15
Coding region: 53-1339 (428 amino acids)
Molecular function (GO): histone deacetylase activity
Source: RefSeq, a predicted model, not a curated record
GGCUGGCGGCCAGGCAGGCGGCGGAGGCGCGGGGCCUGGUCCCGCGGUCACCAUGGCCAAGACCGUGGCCUAUUUCUACGACCCGGACGUGGGCAACUUCCACUAUGGGGCUGGACAUCCUAUGAAGCCUCAUCGCCUGGCAUUGACCCAUAGCCUGGUUCUGCACUACGGUCUCUAUAAGAAAAUGAUCGUCUUCAAGCCAUACCAGGCCUCCCAGCAUGACAUGUGCCGCUUCCACUCUGAGGACUACAUCGACUUCCUUCAGAGAGUCAGCCCCACCAAUAUGCAAGGCUUCACCAAAAGCCUUAAUGCCUUCAACGUGGGUGAUGACUGCCCUGUGUUUCCCGGGCUCUUUGAGUUCUGCUCCCGUUACACAGGUGCAUCUCUGCAAGGAGCAACCCAGCUGAACAACAAGAUCUGUGAUAUUGCCAUUAACUGGGCUGGUGGUCUGCACCAUGCCAAGAAGUUUGAGGCUUCUGGCUUCUGCUAUGUCAAUGACAUUGUCAUUGGGAUCCUGGAACUGCUCAAGUACCACCCUCGGGUGCUCUACAUCGAUAUUGACAUCCACCAUGGUGAUGGGGUUCAGGAAGCCUUCUACCUCACUGAUCGGGUCAUGACAGUGUCCUUCCACAAAUAUGGAAAUUACUUUUUCCCUGGUACAGGUGACAUGUAUGAAGUUGGGGCUGAGAGUGGUCGUUACUACUGUCUCAAUGUGCCCCUGAGGGAUGGCAUUGAUGACCAGAGUUAUAAGCAUCUCUUCCAGCCGGUUAUCAACCAAGUCGUGGAUUUCUACCAACCCACAUGCAUUGUGCUUCAGUGUGGAGCUGACUCUCUGGGCUGUGAUCGAUUGGGCUGCUUCAACCUUAGCAUCCGAGGACAUGGGGAGUGUGUCGAAUAUGUCAAGAGCUUCAAUAUCCCUCUACUGGUGCUAGGUGGUGGUGGCUAUACUGUCCGAAAUGUUGCACGCUGCUGGACUUACGAGACAUCGCUGCUAGUAGAAGAAGCCAUUAGUGAGGAGCUUCCCUAUAGUGAAUACUUUGAGUAUUUUGCCCCGGACUUCACGCUCCAUCCAGACGUCAGCACCCGCAUCGAGAAUCAGAACUCUCGCCAGUAUCUGGACCAGAUCCGCCAGACAAUCUUUGAAAACCUGAAGAUGCUGAACCAUGCACCCAGUGUCCAGAUCCACGAUGUACCCUCAGAUCUCCUGACCUACGACAGGACUGACGAGGCCGAUGCAGAGGAAAGGGGUCCUGAGGAGAACUACAGCAGGCCAGAAGCACCCAAUGAGUUCUAUGAUGGAGACCAUGACAAUGACAAAGAGAGUGACGUGGAAAUUUAA